UUUGUCACAUGUUGCUAGCAUUCCGUCCAUCCUUCUUCCCAGAAAUUUCUCUGUGUAUUGAUGUCUGUUGUUCUCCCGUCUUCCCCCACUUCUCACCUCCUCCAGCAGAUUGUGAGCUCCUCAAAGGUGGCAAUUCUUUCAUCUUUGUCUUUGUAUCUCCAGUGCCUAGCAUAAGCCUUCAGGACUGGAUUGACCUGAUUUGAACUGACCAGCCCUAGACUGACACCGUGAUCCUUUGGUUCUAGAUCUCCGUGGGAAAACUGACCACAUGAUGUCAACACUUCUGUGGAAAGCUCACUUGGAGAGAGCUAAUGCCUCCAUUACAGACCUGAAGGGCCAAAAUGAAAUCCUAGUGCAGAAACUAUCAGAAAGGUAUACUGUCUACAAGGGAAAUCUCUACUACUUUUCCUGUAUGGAAAAGUCCUGGACUGAGGCUGAGCGGUUCUGUGUGUCCAGUGGCUCCCAUCUGACAUCAGUGACCUCGAUGGAAGAGCAGGAAUUUCUUUAUAAGAAAGGGAAUGGUGUCUGGUACUGGAAUGGCCUGAAUAGAAGGGGAGAUCAAAGGACGUUCCACUGGACAGAUGGGACCGUGUUUGAUGAAGACCAGACCCAAGAGUUUUGGAUAGAUGGGGAGCCAAACAAUAAUGACAACAAUGAACAUUGUGUCCAUUUCCGGGCUAAAGAGCUAAAAUCAUGGAAUGAUUUAAAUUGUGAAUCUACCUUAAAGUUCAUCUGUAAGUGGAACUGCGAAUCAUCUGAGCUAUGCGGUGCAAUAUUAGGACACAAAUAUUGAAUUGUUCUGAUGACUCAUGUAUGAAGCAAGGGGAAAAAAUGGCCACCGUCCUUCUGGCCACCAUCCAUGCCCGCGUAUGGGUCCCAUUUUCCUCCCCAGUUAAAGUUCUCCCAAAGGAGCCUGGAAUGAUGAUUAAGGGACUUGACCAGCUGGGCUAAGUGAUGCCUCCAUCUCAUCAGGCCACCUGAAGAACCAGACCUUGCACUCUACAUCAUCAUUACCAGAACCACAGACCAGGCCAUGCCAUGCCAUGCUUUCACAUUCUUUAUCACUAUUAAGCCUUCACACUUACACAUUUGCCCACCACUGAUCUUGCUCAAGCUCCCUAUUUCUACCUCCUUGGCUAUAGAUGCUGUUUGGGGAGAGGUUCUGGCAUGGGACUCUCAAACGGUCCUGCUUUUCAGAACUAUUCUCUAUCCUCUGCAUCCAGGCAGCUUGGUGGAACAGUGGAUAGAUCCCUGGGUCCAGAGUCAGGAAGACUUAAAUUCAAAUCUGAGACACUUCUAACUAUGUGACCCUGGACAAGUCAUUCAACCUCUGUAUGUUUCAGUUUCAACCAUAAAAUGGGAAUGAAAGCAA
Monodelphis domestica (gray short-tailed opossum) is the source of this 1372-nucleotide messenger RNA. Its product is annotated as C-type lectin domain family 4 member K-like. Lineage: Eukaryota; Metazoa; Chordata; Mammalia; Didelphimorphia; Didelphidae. The record is from RefSeq and is a predicted model, not a curated record.